This is a messenger RNA of Capra hircus (goat), 3718 nucleotides long. RefSeq names its product amyloid beta precursor like protein 2 (gene APLP2). Gene Ontology annotation, cellular component: membrane. Gene Ontology annotation, biological process: central nervous system development; axonogenesis. NCBI's taxonomy places the organism in Eukaryota, Metazoa, Chordata, Mammalia, Artiodactyla, Bovidae. The coding region runs from base 101 to 2392 and encodes 763 amino acids. The transcript has 18 exons. Gene Ontology annotation, molecular function: serine-type endopeptidase inhibitor activity; heparin binding; transition metal ion binding. The record is from RefSeq and is a predicted model, not a curated record.
GCGGCGAACAAGCUUCAGAUGCUUCUGGGUCGCGGUGGGGACGCUCGGGCGUCCGUUUGUGUGAGCUUGAGAGCCGAGCGCUAGAGCGACCCGGCGAGGGAUGGCGGCCACCGGGACCGCGGCCACCGCGGCCACUGGCAAACUCCUGGUCGUGCUGCUGCUCGGGCUCACAGCUCCCGCCGCGGCGCUGGCCGGCUACAUUGAGGCCCUUGCAGCCAGCGCUGGAACAGGAUUUGCUGUCGCCGAGCCUCAGAUCGCAAUGUUCUGUGGGAAGUUAAACAUGCAUGUGAACAUCCAGACUGGGAGGUGGGAGCCUGACCCAGCAGGCACCCAGAGCUGCUUCGGCACAAAAGAAGAAGUUCUCCAGUACUGUCAGGAGAUGUAUCCAGAGCUACAGAUCACAAACGUGAUGGAGGCAAACCAGCCGGUCAGUGUGGACAACUGGUGCCGGAGGGGCGAGAAGCAGUGCAAGAGCCACGUCGUGAUCCCCUUCAAGUGUCUCGUGGGUGAAUUUGUCAGUGAUGUUCUGCUAGUUCCAGAGAAGUGCCUGUUUUUCCACAAGGAGCGGAUGGAGGUGUGCGAGAAUCACCAGCGCUGGCACACCGUGGUCAAAGAGGCCUGCCUCACUCAGGGGAUGACCCUGUACAGCUACGGCAUGCUGCUGCCCUGCGGGGUGGACCAGUUCCACGGCACCGAGUACGUGUGCUGCCCGCAGACAAAGGUGGUCCAAACUGCGGUGUCCAAAGAGGACGAGGAGGAUGACGAUGAUGACGAUGACGAGGAUGAAGAGGAAGACUAUGAUGUUUAUAAAAGUGAGUUUCCUACCGAAGCAGAUCUGGAAGACUUCACAGAGGCAACUGCAGACGAGGAUGACGACGAGGAGGAGGAGGGGGAGGAGGUGGUGGAAGACCGUGACUACUACUACGACACCUUCAAGGGAGAUGACUACAAUGAGGAGAGCCCCACCGAGCCCAGCAGCUACAGGGCCGCCGCGGAGGAGGAGAUCACUCAUGAUGUCAGAGCUGUCUGCUCCCAGGAGGCGCUGACGGGGCCGUGCCGGGCCGUGGUGCCCCGCUGGUACUUCGACCUCUCCAAGGGGAAGUGCGUGCGCUUUAUAUAUGGCGGCUGCGGCGGUAACAGGAACAAUUUUGAGUCUGAGGAUUACUGUAUGGCUGUGUGUAAAGCGAUGAUUCCCCCAACUCCUCUGCCAACCAAUGACGUCGACGUGUAUUUCGAGACGUCCGCAGACGACAAUGAGCACGCGCGCUUCCAGAAGGCCAAGGAGCAGCUGGAAAUCCGCCACCGCAACCGGAUGGACAGGGUGAAGAAGGAAUGGGAAGAGGCUGAACUUCAAGCAAAGAACCUCCCCAAAGCAGAGAGGCAGACUCUCAUUCAGCACUUCCAGGCCAUGGUGAAAGCGCUGGAGAAAGAGGCAGCCAGUGAGAAGCAGCAGCUGGUGGAGACGCACCUGGCGCGUGUGGAGGCCAUGCUCAACGACCGCCGCCGGGUGGCGCUGGAGAACUACCUGGCAGCCCUGCAGUCCGACCCUCCGCGGCCCCAUCGCAUCCUGCAGGCCUUGCGGCGCUACGUCCGCGCUGAGAACAAAGACCGCCUCCACACCCUCCGUCACUACCAGCACGUGCUGGCUGUCGACCCCGAGAAGGCGGCCCAGAUGAGGUCCCAGGUGAUGACGCAUCUCCACGUGAUUGAAGAACGGCGGAACCAGAGCCUCUCCCUGCUCUACAAAGUCCCAUAUGUGGCCCAAGAGAUCCAAGAGGAAAUCGAUGAACUGCUUCAAGAACAGCGAGCCGACAUGGACCAGUUCAGCUCCUCCUUCUCAGAAACCCCCGUGGACGUGCGGGUGAGCUCGGAAGAGAGCGACGAGAUCCCGCCGUUCCACUCUCUCCAUCCCUUCCCAUCCGUGCCUGAGAACGAAGACUCUCAGCCGGAGUUGUACCACCCAAUGAAGAAAGGAUCUGCAUUGGGAGAGCAGGACGGAGGACUGAUCGGGGCCGAGGAGAAAGUGAUCAACAGCAAGAAGAAAGUGGAUGAAAACAUGGUCGUUGAUGAGACCCUGGACGUGAAGGAAAUGAUUUUCAACUCAGAGAGAGUUGGAGGCCUCGAGGAAGAACCGGAGUCUGUAGGGCCACUGCGGGAAGACUUCAGCCUGAGCAGCAGCGCCCUCAUCGGCCUGCUGGUCGUCGCGGUGGCCAUCGCCACCAUCAUCGUCAUCAGCCUAGUGAUGCUAAGGAGGAGGCAGUACGGCAGCAUCAGCCAUGGCAUCGUGGAGGUUGACCCGAUGCUCACCCCAGAAGAGCGUCACCUGAGCAAGAUGCAGAACCAUGGCUACGAAAACCCAACCUACAAAUACCUGGAGCAGAUGCAGAUUUAAGCGGGGGAAGCGCAGCGCCAGUGGAGGGAGGUUGGGCGGGCAGCAGACGUCCAGAGGUCUGGAUGGGCGAUGGACCGACAGUGACUUCCAGAGGAGUUCCUCGACACUCAGAUCUCCUGGAGCAUUAAGACUAUAAAGUACUACUGUAGAGUCGCAAUUUCCAUUCUUUUAAAUGGGCAAAAAAAUGUUAAUAUAACAAUAUAUGAUAUAUAAACCUUAAAUGAACAAAUGAUCUAUUGCAGAUAUUUGACGGAUGUAGUUUUCUUUUUUUAAAUUAAUCAGGAAUCUCACUUCUAUUGUAUCGUCUCACACAUGUUCUCUAUUGAAAUGGAAAAUUUUGAUUGUCAACGAUAGACUGAACAUGCUACAUGCGGGCUGUUUGUUCCAGCUGCACUGUGUAAACCAACUCUUUAAGGCUCACUGUCCUGGUUUUUAUUUAAAAAAAAAAAAAAAAGGAAGAAGAGGAGGCAGUAUUACCUUUAAAUGGGCUUUCAGAAAGUUGCUGAGAAAGCCGAAUCAGGAGCUGUAAUUAUUGGUCCUUAAAGUACAUCACCAUCCCCUCUGAAAAUGCCUUUGAAGGACCCUUCCUCGGAGAUCUGGUGCUCCCGCCGCUGGGUACCAGGGUGUCUUCACACGAGUCCUGUCACCAGAGAGGUGCUCAGAGCAAGCAUUUGCACUUCAGCAUCUCUCAGCGAGCCUGUGUGUGCAGAGCAGGCCCACUGCUGCGCUCCUUCUCAAUCCAGUUCUUCCACAGAAAUUAGCCUGUCGUUGGUACCCGGUGACCUUCCUCUGUCUGCUGUUGACUCACCGUAGCUUCUGACCACGCACGUCCUUCCCAAGUGAUGUCUAGAUGUGCAGUUUUCCUCUUUGGGUAAUUCCUGGCCCUCCCUGGCCAACGCACUGGUCCGCACCAUCCACUGGGAGAAGACGGCAGGAGGAGACAGCCAGCAGCCCGGGGAGAACCAGGGAGGUGUGCUUUUCUGUGGAAGGUGGAUGUUCCAAGCUGUACACGAAAUGACCUGUAGACCCCAUGGAAGCUCUGAAAGUUUUGUUUCGUUCACAUGAGUCUCUGUGAUGCUUGUGUAGUUGAUGUUGCUGCUCACAGCUGCUGCUUUUCCUUUUUUUUUUUUUAAAUUCAGGAGGUUCUGGUAACCUGUGGUGUAUCUUUUUUUCUAUUUCCCUGUGAUGUUUUUUUUCUUCUUCCUCCCCUUUACCCAUCCAUGUCUCUUCCCACUAUGCACAGAUAAGCUUCACCUAAAAACUCCUUAAUCUGAUCUGUGGAGAAUGUACAGAGUUUAAACACAUCAAUAAAUACUUUAACUUCCA